This is a messenger RNA of Acanthisitta chloris (rifleman), 396 nucleotides long. It is a transcript of the gene NHEJ1, whose product is annotated as nonhomologous end-joining factor 1. The annotation marks the transcript as partial. NCBI's taxonomy places the organism in Eukaryota, Metazoa, Chordata, Aves, Passeriformes, Acanthisittidae. Gene Ontology annotation, molecular function: DNA end binding. The record is from RefSeq and is a predicted model, not a curated record. Gene Ontology annotation, cellular component: DNA ligase IV complex; nucleus. Gene Ontology annotation, biological process: double-strand break repair via nonhomologous end joining. The transcript has 2 exons.
AUGGAGGGCUCCAAGGAGCUGGAGAACAGCCUCCUGACCCAGCCCUGGACUUCUGUUCGCUUUGGCGAGUCCACUUUUCUUGCCAAAGCAUGCUUCAGGGAUACUGGCUAUAUCCUGCUGAUCUCUGACCUCAGCACUGUCUGGUAUGAGAGUGCCGAUGCUGAGGCUGUGGGACAAAGGUCCAAGGAGCUGAACAAGCGGCUGACGGUCCAUGUGUCCUCGUUCCUGAAUUGCUUGUGCAACCUGAUGUGCCCUUUGCUGGCAGGGCAGCCAGAUGCCACCACCACCUUCUCCUGUCAGCAUUCUGCCAGUGGCCUCAGCCUGCAUGUGAAGAGUGAGCUGUCGGGACUGCCCUUCUACUGGGACUUUCACUGCUGUCCUGCUCCCCUGGAGAUG